UGUUCUUCAACCUUCCAACGUCCAAAUAAAAAAGAAAACGGAAGGCCCUGCAAAUCUGCCUCAUUGCAUUACCGCGGUACUGCCCGCCUCUCAGCUCUCGCUUCUUUCAAGCUGGAACGAAGCAAACGACGUCGCAGUAGAUUCAGCAUCGGGUGGAGCUUUGUUAGAAUCUGCCAUGAACCGUCCUCCUGCUCAAUUUGCCCACCCAUCCUUCACUCUCAUUCCCUCAAAUCCUAAUCCUAACCCCAACUUCUUCCACUCUCAGCCACAAAACACACAACCUGCAAUCCCCACUCCUCCUUUGCCUCCUCCUGACCUUUCUACCACAAUCUCAUCUCUCGAUACCCUCGUUCGCGACUCUUACCAGACCCUUGACUCACUUUCUGCUCUCCUCCCUCUCCAAAACCCAAAUUAUGACAACCCCCAGAGUUCCCUCAUCCCCUGCCCUUUCAACCCCCACCACCGUGUGCACCCUCACUCCCUUUUCUCCCACUCCCUCCACUGCCCAUCUCAUCCUCACCCUCUCCCGCACCUCAAUUACCCCAAAACUCUCAAAUCCUCUGACCAAUCUCAAACUGAAAAAAGUUUUCUCCAAACUCGUCAUGGCUCAGAGGCUGACCUGUGCUUGUCUUUGGAGGAUUAUUAUGCAGAUUUUGGCUCAAAUUUCUUCUACAGUGACUGCCCUGGUGUUGUUAACUUUUCUGGUCUGGAUGGUGUCAACAGAAUGUUUUCACUUCCAUUGAUUUUGUCUGUUGAGUGUGAAAAUUUUAUCGGUAGAGGAGAGAGAGAAAUUAUGGAUUUUGAGAAAGAGUGGUGUAGAAUUCUUCCAUCUGAGUUGUGGGCUAUUAAAACCGAAGUUGAGGGCUGGAAUGAGUUUCCUUUUACGUACUCGUACCGAGUUCUUUGUGCCAUUUUGGGGUUGGGUGUGGUUAAAGAGUAUGAUGUAGGUACAUGGAUAAUUGCAAAUUCACCACAAUAUGGCGUUGUGAUUGAUGUGGCCAUGAAGGAUCAUAUAGUUUUGCUUUCCAGGCUGUGCUUGAAGGCUAUUUUAAGGGAAGCUUUAAGUAAGGUAAAGGAAGGAGAUCCAGAGAGUACACAUUUUGAGUGUCCCACUUUGGUUCAAGCUUUGAUGUGGCUAGGCUCUCAGCUUUCCAUACUGUAUGGUGCACAGAAUGGGAAAUUAUUUGUCAUAAAUGUCCUUAAGAAAUGCUUAUUAGAUGCUGGACUGGGCUCCUUAACUUUCCCAUUGGAGCAACAGGUGACAGAGUUUCCUGCUUUAGAAGAGGGUUCGUUGAAUUUGGAUGCCAAUGGCAGUGGUGUUAGGGAUGCUGAAGUUAUGAAACCACUAAGUACAGAUGGUGGAGGGAAUAGCAUGGUGAAGGAAAACAUUAUCAGUAGGGUGGUAUUUGUGUCCCAGGUUGCAACAGCCGUUGCAGCAUUGCCUGAGAGGUUCUUGCUAGAAGAAAAACUUAAGGCACAACGGGUUUCACAAACCUUUACUAGAUAUCAACGGAUGGUUGAUCAUGAAUAUGUGUCACAGAGAGCUGAUGAGGAGCGGAAAAACCGAUGUCAGUAUAGACCUAUUAUUGACCAUGAUGGGCUCCCUCGGCAGCAAUCAUGUAACCAGGAAACAAACAAGACUAAGACUAGAGAGGAGUUAUUGGCAGAAGAAAGAGACUACAAAAGACGAAGAAUGUCAUAUCGUGGAAAAAAGGUGAAGCGAACAACUUUGCAGGUUAUGAGGGAUAUUAUAGAGGAGUACAUGGAGGAAAUCAAGCAAGCUGGCGGGAUUGGGUGCUUUGAGAAAGGAAAUGAAGGGGAAGGGAGCUUUCCAUUUGAACUACCAUCAGCUCCUGAAAUCACCACCGAUGCUGAAAAGCCAACAAAAAGCAAUUAUGACACAGCGGGAUGUAGCCCAAGUCGUAGCAGGAAACAGUCUCAUUCUAGUUAUUAUGCUAUUGAUUCUGCAACAUCCAGGGAUGCUUCUGCUAAAGGUAGCGAAAAACCAAGACGGAGUCUUCAGGAACACCAUCACUAUCUAGAAGAUCAUAGAAGUGACGGUAGGGACAGACGUGAUAUGGUGAAACAUUCCAGAAGUCCAGAGAGUCGCAGAAAUCCUGGAUGGUCACACGGACAGACUCGUCAUCACAGGGAACGAGAUGAUCUGGAGGUGAGAAAGACCAAGCACCGUGAAAUCAGUCGGUCAUCUUCUAGCAUAUCCAAGUAUCGUGAUAAUAGAUCAUCUUCUCAGUUGAAUUCGGGUGAGAAUUCAAAAGUUAGAAGGGAUAGGUUAUAUGAGAAUCAUAGUUCAAACUCUGUGGUACAAAAUACUUUUGAGGAUAGAUAUGAUCCUUUAAUAUCUCAUGACAUAUAUGAAGAGGAUCUUUCUACUAACAGAAAAUAUGCUAGAGCGGGCAGAUAUUCUGAAAAGGAGAAAAGUCCUGACUACCAUUAGAAAUCUGAGUGCGAAAUGGCACAAAGUCAUCAGGCUUCAACAAUUUUAACUUCAUCUGUAUCCUCCUUUUGUAUCCUUGACUUUUUUUAUUAUUAUUUAAAUUUCUUCCCUCAUUCUCGUUCUGAAUAUAACAAAACAUUGCUCGUACUGAUUAUUCCCAUAGUCAUCAUGAUUUUUUACCCGCAUCAAUUAGCAUCAUGGUAUCAGUUGACACUGAUAUCCUGUUCUCUGUUUCUUUGCAUUAAAGCCUAAUGUGUCCAAAAUAAUAUAAAUCCUUACGGAAGGAGAGCAAGGUCAUUGGCUUAGAGAGGCCACAGUACAAGAUCUCAAUAUGCAAAUAAGGGUAAACAGGUUUGUUGUUGGAUUGCAGAGCAUAUCAUCAUUAUAUAGAAUUUAUAAUCAUUGUCAUUUUCAUUUGGGAAGCUUUCAUCUCCGUCUCCCUCCCCUGGUUCCUCUUUUUGUAGUUGAAUAACUUGCUUUCUACUCUGGUUUUAUAGUAUACAGCAAUACCUGUCAUGGUUGAAUUUUCUUAUAGGCUUGACCCUUUGCUUGUAGAUACGAGAAUUCCCACAGCUUCUGGUAGAAUGCUAAAGAAGUUCAUGAAGGAUUGCGGAUGAAGCAUGGUACCGGCACUUUGAC
Molecule: messenger RNA, 3094 nt
Organism: Prunus avium (sweet cherry)
Lineage: Eukaryota; Viridiplantae; Streptophyta; Magnoliopsida; Rosales; Rosaceae
Source: RefSeq, a predicted model, not a curated record